AUGGACACCCUGAAGUUCGAAGAGUUGGAAGUUGAUGUCGAGAAACCCAGACUUGUUCUCGGAAAGGGACACUUCGCUGUUCAGGAAGUCAUCCUUCAUUUCCUUGCACCUUCUCAUUCGUGCGUGGAGGCCGAACGGCCCAACGGCCCGGACGUGAGAGACAUGUUCGCACGCUUAAGUCUCGAAGGCCUCUCUGCGAAGGCUUCCGAGAAUACAAAUGAAAAGAGAGUGCGUAAAGUCGAGGAUGUUCACGACAUGUUUGAGGAGAGUCGGAUCGGUGCUUCCCGGCCUAUCCUGGUGGUGGGCAUGUCAUGUUCGUCGAGCAGCCUCGACUAUGACCACGAAUAA
Molecule: messenger RNA, 348 nt
Organism: Fonsecaea monophora
Lineage: Eukaryota; Fungi; Ascomycota; Eurotiomycetes; Chaetothyriales; Herpotrichiellaceae
Exons: 1
Coding region: 1-348 (115 amino acids)
Source: RefSeq, a predicted model, not a curated record